GUGUCCUGACGGCCACAGGCUUGAGUGGAUUUAAGAGUGGAUAACACCCGUUCAUAGGGACAUAGGAAACUGCCAUAUAACAAGUCAAACCAAACUGGUCCUGCUAGCUCAGUAUUUUCUACACUGAAUAGGAGCAGCUGACCAGGGCUUCAGGCGAUAAUUUUUUACCAGCCAUGCCUGGAGAUCCUGGGGGUUAAACCUGGAACAUUCUAUAGGUUGUCUGAGUCUUUUUGGAGGGGCAAUGUGGGAUACCAAUUAGUUAAACAAACAAAAAAUGUGAAGUAAGAACUCAACAUCCUGAGAAUCUCAGCUUCUUUCUUUUUAUUUGUGAUGUAAAAUGCACACUGCUAGCACUGCUGUCAAGAUACGACUGAGAAGGCAUGGGCAGAGACCACGUGAGCAGGCAGUUCUUCUUCCUCUCUCAUAAUACGAGAACCCAGGACCAUUCAACGAACAUUGGGAGAUGCAGGGCAGACAAACCAAAGGAUUUCUUCACACAGUUGAACUAUGGCAUUCACUCCCACCAGAGGCAGUGAAGGCUACCAACUGAGAUGGCUUUAAAAGAGAAUUAGCAUCUUUCAGAGAUGCCCUGACAAAUUUAUGAAAGAUAAGGCUACCAAUGGUUGCUAGCUAUGAUGGCUGUUCUCUACCUUCACAUCUGAGGCAGUAUUUGUUAAGGAUAACGGUUUAAUUGGCUGAAAUGGGAAUGUUUGCUUCUGUUGAAUUGAUGUGUAUUUUUAGCAUAGGUUCUUUUUUCCUUUGGCGGUAGCUCUCUCAUGAUUGGCUGACUGUGAGUCACAUGAGAGAGGCAUUCCAUUCUGUUGUGACUGUUAUUCAAGUAACUGUCGUUUUUAACUGGCUUUCUGCUUCUGUGUGUGUGUGAAGGGGAAUGGCUGCUGAGAGAGGUUUCUCAGGAUCUGCUAAGGACAGUGUGUGUUAGUGUCAUCUUUCUGAAGUGAAUCAGACAGAGGAGAUUCCCUAAAUGUUAAUAGGGAGAAACCUGAGCAUGAUAUUAGAGAAAUGGAAGCUGAGAGGAUGAAGAUUGUCCAGGAGUGGAAGGAGAUGCACCAGAUUCUCGAUGAGCAGCAGCAGCUCCUGCUGAGGUGGCUACAGAACAUGGAGGGUGACGUUCUCCGCAGAAAGAAGGAGGUUCUCCGAAUCACCAGGGAGACUUCCCUCCCCCGUGAACUGGAAAAGGAGAAGAAGCCACAGCAGCCAUUACUGGGUUUACACAGCACUGGCCGCAGAGACGAUACAUUCUUCCCGAAACCACAGCCGGAUUUGGGGGAGCUGGAGAAGAGGCUGAGCGAUUUCUCCCACAAAAGGGCUGCUUUGCUGGAAACGCUGCUGGCAUUCAAAGGAAAUCUGCAUCUGGAGUUGAAGAGGAAUGGAGCAGGAGAAGGCCAGGUGAGCAACAUGGAGGAUGAGAAACCUCUGAUGGAUCAUACUGAGCAACAGGAACGGAAUGAUAGGACAGCAGAAGGAGCAGCAGAGAAAAUGUCUGUGUGCCCUGAACCGAAGGCCACUUCUGAGGAUGAACAUGGCUCAAAAAGAGAGCAGAGGAAAUGUCUGGACAAAGGGGACGAGGACAAAUCUAUUCCCUGCAAAGGAAACAACUGUGACCUUGAUGGGCACAAAGUUCUGCCAAGGACUCAACAGAUCAAGAAGCAAAGGGUGUGUGCCGAGUGCGGGAAAUGCUUCAGUCAGAAGUCAAACCUUAUUACACAUCAGAGAAUCCACACCGGUGAGAAGCCGUACGAGUGUGCCGACUGCGGGAAGAGCUUCUGCCAGAGAUCGGGCCUCAUUUCGCACCAGAGAACCCACACGGGUGAGAGGCCGCACAAAUGCUCGCACUGCCAGAAGAGCUUCCGGUUCCACUCCAACCUCAUCAUGCACGAGAGGACUCACACGGAGGAGAAGCCGUACAAGUGCUCGCGUUGCGGGAAGCGCUUCAACCAGCGGUCGAACCUCGUCAGUCAUGAAGGGACCCACCGGCAGGAGAAGCCGUGCAAGUGUUCCGAGUGCGGGAAAAGCUUCCGCCGGAGCUCAGAGCUCACUGUCCACAUGAUGACCCACACAGGGGAAAAGCCAUACAAGUGCCUCCAAUGCGAAAAGGGGUUCAGGAGGAGGGCAGACCUCAUUGUGCAUGAGAGGACCCACACGGGAGAGAAGCCAUACGGCUGCCCCCAUUGCGGGAAAAGCUUUAGCCAGAGGUCAGGUUUAAUUGCACAUGAGCGGACGCACUCAGCAGAGAAGCCGCAUGAGUGCGUGGUGUGCGACAAGGGCUCCAGCCACACUGCACACCUUGCCUCGCACGAGAAGCCAGACCUCACCACGCACCACCAGAACCGCACUGGCGAGAAGCCUUACGAAUGCGCAGACUGUGGGAAGAGCUUCUGCCAGAGAUCGAAACUCGCCGUCCACCAGAAAACCCACGUGCGCGAGAAGCCGUACAAAUGCUCUCACUGCAAGAAGAGCUUUGGCUUCCGGUCCUACCUCAUCGCACAUGAGAGAAUCCACACAGGGGAGAAGCCAUUCAAAUGCGCGCGUUGUGGGAAGGGCUUCAGCCAGCGGUCGGCCCUCAGAGGUCACGAAGGGACUCACGAGGAAGAGAAGCCUUACAAGUGCUCCGAGUGCGGGAAAAGCUUCUGCCGGAGCUCAGAGCUCCUCGUCCACCUGAUGACCCACACGGGGGAGAAGCCGUACAAGUGCCCUCAGUGCGGGAAGCGCUUCAGGAGGAAGCCGGAGCUCAUCAUCCACGAGAGGAUUCACACGGGCGAGAAGCCGUACAAGUGCACAGACUGCGGGAAAAGCUUCAGCCAGAUGUCGGGCCUCCUCAGUCACGGACGUACCCACCGGGAAGAGAAGCCGUACAAGUGCUCCGAGUGCGGAAGGGGUUUCAGGAGGAAGCCAGACCUCACCGUGCACGAGAGGACCCACAAGGGGGAAAAACCGUACAAGUGCGUGGAGUGCGGGAAGGGGUUCAGGAGGAGGACGGAUCUCAUUGUGCACGAGAGGACCCACACAGGGGAAAAACCGUACAAGUGCCCUCACUGCGAGAAAAGCUUCAGGCAGAAGCCAGGCCUGAACGUGCACCAGAGGACCCACACAGAGGAAAAGCCGUAGAAAUGUGUGGUUUGCGACAAGAGCCAUGCUUCACACCUUUCUGUGCACGAGAUGACCCACAUGGAAAAGCGGCCAUUCAAGUGCCUGGACUGUGGGAAAAGCUUUGACUGGAAACUGGAUCUCACUUUGCCCUGCCAGAACCACACAGCAGAGAAGCUGUACGAAUGUGUGGACUGUGGAAAUUCAGCCAGAGGCCAAGCCUGUGUACGCAUGAGAGGACCCACAUGGGCAAGAGGCUCUACCUGUGUGUCAAGUGCAAGAAGAGCUUCCAGAACAUCUCCAACCUGAAGUCACACUGAAGUGCCCAUUCCAAAGUGCCCAUUCCAAAGUGCUUGCAGGUGCUCGGAGUGUGGGAAAAGCUUCCUGGGGAGUUUGGAUCUUAGCAGACAUCAGAGAUUCCACACAGGAGAGAGCUCACGAGCAGCCCAAUUAUUUGGAAAACUUAUUUUAAAUAAACAGUGGUUUUGCACAGUG
Molecule: messenger RNA, 3600 nt
Organism: Podarcis muralis (Common wall lizard)
Lineage: Eukaryota; Metazoa; Chordata; Lepidosauria; Squamata; Lacertidae
Source: RefSeq, a predicted model, not a curated record